UGGAAAAUCAAUGUAUGCGGAAAUCAUUAGGGCAACAGAAGAUUUUGAUUCCACAUAUUGCAUUGGGAAGGGAGGACAUGGAAGCGUCUACAAAGUGAAUUUGUCAUUUGGAGACAUAGUGGUUGUGAAAAAACUUCAUCUGCUAUGGGAUGGCGAGACAGAAUUUCAAAAGGAGUUCUUGAAUGAAGUAAGGGCACUCAGUGAGAUAAGACAUCGGCAUAUUGUGAAGUUCUAUGGUUUCUGCGCACAUAAACGACACUCGUUUUUGGUGUAUGAGUUUCUUGAAAGAGGUAGCUUGGCCGCAAUGUUGAGCAAAGAUGAAGAAGCUAAAGAGUUGGGCUGGCGUAAAAGGGUGAAUAUUGUUAAAGGUGUAGCUCAUGCCUUGUUUUACUUGCACCACGAUUGCUUGCCACCGAUUGUACAUCGUGACAUCUCCAGCAAGAACAUUUUGUUGGAUUCUGAAUAUAAGGCCUGUGUUUCAGACUUCGGCACUGCUAAGUUUUUAAAUCCAGACUCAACUAAUUGGACUGCUGUUGCAGGCACAUAUGGCUACAUCGCACCAGAGAUUGCUUACACAAUGGAAGUGAAUGAGAACUGCGAUGUUUAUAGCUUUGGUGUGGUCACAUUGGAAAUAAUUAUGGGAAAGCAUCCUGGAGAUCUUUUCUCAUCUUUCUCAUCGGUCUCUUCAUCCUGCUCAUCAUCAUCUGCAUUACCAGCCCAUCAAAUACCAAUUGUGGAUGUUUUGGACCAACGCAUUUCCCCUCCUACACAUCAAGUUGCAAGCGAAGUGGUCUCUCUUGUGAAGAUAGCAUUUUCAUGCUUGAAUUCCAGCCCGAAAUCUCGUCCAACAAUGAAACAAGUUUCGCAUUUCCUCUCGACUCAAAUGUUGCAUUUGUCGAAGCCGGUACAUAUGAUGACGUGUGGUGAAUUGCUUGCUCUUGAUCCUUGGGCUACUUGAUCAGAAUGUGCUUCU
This is a messenger RNA of Prunus mume (Japanese apricot), 973 nucleotides long. RefSeq lists its product as uncharacterized. Gene Ontology annotation, molecular function: receptor serine/threonine kinase binding; protein kinase activity; ATP binding. Lineage: Eukaryota; Viridiplantae; Streptophyta; Magnoliopsida; Rosales; Rosaceae. The record is from RefSeq and is a predicted model, not a curated record. Gene Ontology annotation, biological process: protein phosphorylation.